AUGGCCGACGUCGAGGUCGCGGCAGCGCUCGCAGCGCUCACGAUCGCCUUCGAGACGCACGAGCACCGCGCUUUGCCCACGACGGGCGACGUGGUGGACGCGCUGGCGCACCUCCCGGGCCUCUCGACCAAGAACUUGGUGUUCAAGGACAAGAAAGAGGGGCUCUUCCUCGUCACGGCCGCCUGUGCCACUGUUGUUGACACGAAGAAACUCGGCGCGCAGCUCCACGCGGCCGGUAUCGGCGGCACGAAGUGGAACUUGCGCUUCGCGUCCGAAGACGUACUGCGCGAGACGCUGCACGUGGUCAAAGGGGCCGUCUCGCCCCUGUGCGUUAUGCACGACACGCAGCAGCAGGUGCGGCUCGUGCUGGACAAGGCGCUGGUCGAGGCGGCGCAGGUGAACUGCCACCCGCUGCGCAACGACCGGACGGUCAGUCUCACGCCAGCGGACCUGCUCGUGUUUGUCAAGCACUAUGGCCACGAGCCAGUGAUUGUGGACUUUGCAGCGCUGGGCGCAGAGGACGCUACUGCUACUACUGCUGCUGCUGCUGCUACUUCAUCAGGAGGCAAAGGAGCAGCCAAGGGCAAGAAAGAUAGCAAGAAGAAGGCUGUGGAGCAAAAGACGAACGAAGGCAUGUCAGUGACAAAGAAGGGCGAUUUUGCCGACUGGUACACGGACGCGAUCACGAAGUCGGGGAUGAUCGACUACUACGACGUCUCGGGCUGCUACAUCCUGCGUCCGUACUCGUACGAGAUCUGGGAACGCGUGCAGCAGUUCUUGGACCGCCACAUUAAGGCCAUUGGCGUCAAGAAUUGCUACUUUCCCAUGUUUGUGACCAAGGAAAAGCUCCAGCGCGAGAAGGACCACUUGGAAGGGUUUGCGCCCGAAGUGGCGUGGGUGACCAAGUCAGGCAGUUCUGACAUGAAGGACCCCAUUGCGAUUCGCCCGACGAGUGAGACUAUCAUGUACCCCGCGUUCAAGAACUGGAUUCGUAGCCAUCGCGAUUUGCCGAUGAAGCUCAACCAGUGGAACAAUGUCGUUCGGUGGGAGUUCAAGAACCCGACGCCGUUCAUUCGCACACGGGAGUUCCUGUGGCAAGAGGGCCAUACAGCCCACGCGACGAAGGAAGAGGCGGACGAGGAAGUGCGUGCCGUGCUGGACUUUUACGCGGCUUGUUACGAGGAGCUCUUGGCUGUGCCGAUGGUCAAGGGCGUCAAGAGCGAGAAGGAGAAGUUUGCAGGUGCCGACUACACGACGACGAUCGAGGGCUUCAUCCCUGCAACUGGACGUGGCAUCCAGGCCGCCACGUCGCACAUGCUUGGCCAGAACUUUGGCAAGAUGUUUGGCAUUGCUGCCGAGUACGAGGACGGCAAGAAGCUGAUUCCGUGGCAGAAUUCGUGGGGCUUUACGACGCGGUCACUGGGCGUCAUGAUUAUGGUCCACGGCGACGACAAGGGGCUCGUGCUCCCGCCCCGAGUCGCCCCGACGCAGGUGGUUGUCGUGCCCAUUCCGUACCAGAAUCAGGACGAGAUCGACGAGAUCUUUGACAAAGCCGACGAGAUUGUGGCGACAUUGUCUGGCGCAGGUGUGCGAGCCGAAGCGGACAAGCGUCGUGGGUACACUCCUGGCUGGAAGUACAACUACUGGGAACUGAAAGGCGUACCGCUUCGUUUCGAAGUGGGGCCGAAGGACAUUGCCAAGCAGCAGGUCCGUGUCGUCCGUCGGGACAACGGCGUUAAAGAGGACAUUCCCGAGGCUGAGCUCGCAGUUCGAAUUCCAGCGCUUCUCGAGCAGGUGCAGAAGGAUAUGCUCGAGCGUGCGACAGUGGAGCGCGAUAGCCACAUCCGCGAGGUGACGGACUGGAAGGCGUUUGUGCCUGCGCUGCAGGACGGGUGCAUGGCAUUGACUCCGUUUUGCAACGAGGUGGAGUGGGAGGAGACUGUCAAGACCAAGUCGCGCGAAGAGUCGCUGGCUCUUAUGGGCAUGGAGGAAGAGGCCGACAACACGGCCACAAGUGCUGCGGCCAAGACGCUGUGCAUUCCGUACAAGAAGAACGAGGAGAGUCCAGUAACGGCUGACAGCGUGUGCUUUAUCAGUGGCAAGCCAGCCAAGUGCUGGGUGCUUUGGGGUCGCAGCUACUAG
Hyaloperonospora brassicae is the source of this 2142-nucleotide messenger RNA. NCBI's taxonomy places the organism in Eukaryota, Oomycota, Peronosporomycetes, Peronosporales, Peronosporaceae. The record is from the annotation of a GenBank genome assembly.